Diachasmimorpha longicaudata is the source of this 2559-nucleotide messenger RNA. RefSeq lists its product as uncharacterized. The record is from RefSeq and is a predicted model, not a curated record. Bases 147 to 2198 code for a protein of 683 amino acids. The transcript has 4 exons. Lineage: Eukaryota; Metazoa; Arthropoda; Insecta; Hymenoptera; Braconidae.
UUUCCUCCAUGAAUCGGCAAGGAAAAGCGUCCCAGUAGGUAGUCAGCGUUGAAGAAUCGACUAAUAAAGAGAGCAAUCAAAAUUUUCCUAAAUACUGAACAAUAAUUAAUUCCUUUGUGGCUCCAAGUAAGUAAAGCAGUACGGUAAUGAGUGAUCAGAAUGAGACAAUGAAACUCAGUGGGCUCUCCUAUAAACAGCUGCAAGCCCUAGCAAUCAGAUAUAAAGUACCGGGGAAUAUUAGAAAAAAUAUUCUGAUAAAAGUCCUGGAGGCUGUGAGGGAAGGUGAUGAUCUUGGGGUAAAUAAUUUACUGCGUGAGCUACAUCAGACAAGGAAAAAACGCGUUAAAAAAUCUGCCAGACAACUGGAAAAAGAUAAAAUGCUACAUUUGGAGCCAAUAACGACCUACAGUCCUGAUUUUGACCAAGAUAUGUGUUACGCUGUAGGAAAUGUUACUCAGGCUCAACGUGAGACGCUGAUGAAUGUUGAAAGAGAGGAAACAAUGAUAGGAGAUUCCAAUCGCACUGACAAUCAAGUGCAAAUACCAAUUUAUCCGGAAUUUAAUCAAUUCUUGGGAGAAGGAAUGCAAAAUGAGUAUUGCUAUAAUGCUAAUGCCGUUGAGAGGUCUCAGAGUCCCACUAUUGUCGAUUUGCGAAUAAAUUCUUAUAGAGUGGGUGAAUGGAGUGAAAUUGAGAUUCAGAAGAAAAAAAGAUUUACCGAUUGUAGAGGUGAAGAGAAUGAUACUUCAGUUCUUGAUUACAAAAGUUACAGUAAUAUUGAUUCUAGUCAAAUGAUUCAGUAUGAAAGUCCAAGAUUAUUGAAAAAAAUGCUUCAGGCACCGGUGGGUGUUAAUUUAAAGCAACUGGUGAAUUACGAGGAUUCGUAUGAUAUGCCAAACUUGAACAAUGAUGUAUUCGAUGAUUCCGAUACUCUGACAGCUGAUUCUGACGUGAAUGGCAAUGAUAAUGUAAUUGACCCUAAUCAUCAGCACAGUAAUAAUUGGCUUGGAAAUAACACUGACAAUAUCUUCCGGACUUAUGGUGAAGAACGUAUGGACCAUUACGAAUUUAAUUGUCACACUUACUCCACUGAUGUCAUUGAAAAUUGUCAAAAAUGGCUGGCAAAUUCAUCGUCAAUGCUUAGCAGUAACGGUGAUAAUAAUACCAUAAAUAUCGUUGACAAUAAUGAGUACUGUAAUCAAAAUCGCAUUCACCACUCUGUCGGAGUAACGAUUACCAAUAAUGAGAAUUCAACGUAUUACCAUAAUACUGAUGAUCAAUAUUAUAAUUUCCAUCUCAAUGAAAGUAAUGGUAAUCAGUAUGGAUAUCAUCAUCAGCAACAAUCGGAGCAGCAAAACUUUGAGGGAGAUAUAAACAUUAUCGAGGAAAUAGGAAGGGUUGAAACAGUCGACACAUGUGGAGUACAGGAUUCGGAUCAUCAAUGGACAAGUACCUAUGCUAUUCACCGAAAUCAAGGGUCCCUCGAGCCAUUCUACGAGGGCAGUAAUUUCAUAUGCAAUGCUGAAGAGCCACAGUUCGGAUUCCAUAUUAGAUUACCAGAGUACGAUGAAUCUGGAAACGAGCGAUACGGACAAUGUAUGAGGGCUCAGUACACAGGAGAGACAAGCAACGUUCAAGAGUCGGAGAGACUCGACGACUGGAGUCGACCAAAUUUAAUCUCCAAUGAGUUUUCAUCGACGGCAGAUAAUGUCAUUAAUUAUUGUUGGCCUCAAAGUUCCUCGACAGAGAAUCCAAUAAUCCAAGUGCCCCCAGUAAAUUAUAAACUAGAAAAUUUACUCAAUUUAGAGAAAACUUCGUAUCAAGGAGAGCAACUCAACUCCGAUCAGACAUGCUCCGUCUACUGCUAUACGGCGCCAAUUGUUACGCAACGAGUACUUUCUACUCCUUCACUUGCCUCUAAGAAGAACUAUGGCGGAAUCAUGGAACAGUAUAUGGAUUCCGACAAACAAGCCUCUUCUUCAUUGACCACUAAUAACUUUCCAUCCAGUAAUAUUUACGCUCCAUUGAUGUGCCGUCCGUUGUACUCAAAUAAUUUGAUGGAUUUAUCCAGUCAAACGACGUGUGAAGAAGCGACAGAUGCUAGUAACAUUGAUGUUACUCCAGCAAUUCAUACAAGUACGUGGUUUACUGAGUAUCCAGCUGUUGAGAGUGGUGAUAGUACUCAGGUUUACAACCGUUAGAGACACGUUGAACGGUCUUUUUUUUUCAAGUAAAAAAUCAUAUUAUUUUCUAUUUUUUUCUACUAUUUUUGUACGCAACUGUAAGUAUAAGGGAUUAUCCUUAUACAUGAGCCAUUUUGUUCAAUUUCUCACUGGGAACUAGGAGAAAGAUUAAAUGGUAAACAUAGGAAAGUCACGCGAACUAUUAUAGUUUGGAAUUAUAGUUCGGAUAAAAAUCAACGAUUUCUUACAUAUAUUAUUAUUACAACUGGAUAAUUGAUCCUCAUAUAGAUAUUAUGGAUUUAUUUACAAUGAAAUUAUUCCGGUAAAUCCACUUUUUCUGUACUAAUUGUUAUUUUCAUUAAUAAAUCAAUCCAUCAUA